CAAUCAUACGAAUCGCGAGAAAUACCAUAAGCAAAAGCGAAGAGAUAUGGCUGGCUUCACGCAAUGGGAGGAGCUCGAGCUCCCCGCGGCGUUUGACGCCCAUGUGCAUCUGCGGGAUGGGGAAAUGUCGAAAUUGGUCACGCCGACGAUUCGUAACGGUGGCGUGGAUACGGUGUAUGUGAUGGUGAGUGUUUUUCGAUAUGUUCCUUCGUUCGCGUCGUUCAGCUUCGAUUGAGGGUGUGUUGAUAUCCCAUCUUGCUCUAUUCGUCUUUCCCGUAUGU
This is a messenger RNA of Periconia digitata, 281 nucleotides long. The record is from the annotation of a GenBank genome assembly. Lineage: Eukaryota; Fungi; Ascomycota; Dothideomycetes; Pleosporales; Periconiaceae.